Messenger RNA from Durio zibethinus, 1330 nucleotides. Its product is annotated as short chain aldehyde dehydrogenase 1-like. The record is from RefSeq and is a predicted model, not a curated record. Lineage: Eukaryota; Viridiplantae; Streptophyta; Magnoliopsida; Malvales; Malvaceae. Gene Ontology annotation, molecular function: oxidoreductase activity, acting on the CH-OH group of donors, NAD or NADP as acceptor.
UCUUGGUGUAUUUUGCAACUAGCAGUACUCCUCAAAAUAUCUUAAGUUUGGAUUGGGAAUUCAUGGUACUGAAUUGAAAUUGAAAUGCACGUAGUUUAACUUGAGGACGAAAUCAUUCUGUUAAUUUUGAUCGUGAAAGCAAUCAAAACAGGACAAAUCCGUUGUUGAAUUUUCGAACGUAUGAACGCAUUUCAUAAAUUUCACGCUACCUGGUAAGCUUAAAAACCAGACAACAAUGAAGUGAAACACAAAAACAGACACAAAUUUACAUAUUGGGAAGGGUUUCUUAACCGGGAUCUAUGAUGAGCGCUGAGUCUUCGGUAGCUAAGAGGCUAGAAGGUAAGGUAGCACUGAUAACAGGUGGUGCUAGUGGCAUAGGAGAGAGCACAACCAGGGUGUUUGUUAAACAUGGAGCCAAAGUUCUAAUUGCUGAUAUCCAAGAUGAAUUAGGUCACUCCCUUUGCAAAGAGCUAGGGAGCUGGGAAACCAUCAGCUAUAUCCACUGUGAUGUAACACGUGAAUCUGACGUACAAAAUGCCGUGGACUUGGCAGUCUCCAAAUAUGGAAAGCUUGAUAUCAUGUUCAAUAACGCUGGCAUUUUAGGCGAGCCUGAACUGAGGGCCAUAGCUUCAAAUAUCGAAGACUUUAAGAGGGUAUAUGAUGUCAAUGUAUUUGGUGCAUUCUUGGGUGCCAAGCAUGCUUCUAGAGUGAUGAUUCCAGCUAAGAAAGGGUGCAUUCUCUUCACGGCCAGUAUGCUUUCAAUGAUAUGCACUGGUCUCCCUCAUGCAUAUACCACAUCAAAGCAUGCUGUGGUAGGUUUGACUAAAAGCUUGGCAGUGGAGUUAGGUGAAUAUGGGAUUAGAGUUAAUUGCAUUUCUCCUUAUGCAAUUGUUACCCCAUUGUUCCAAGGUGCAUCAGGGAUUUUGGAUAUGCAAAAUGGAGAGGAGAAAAUAUCUGCGGCAGCAGUAUUGAAAGGGGCCAUAUUGGAAACGAAUGAUGUUGCACACGCCGCGCUGUUUCUAGCAAGUGAUGAAGCCAAGUAUCUGAAUGGUGUCAACUUACCGGUUGAUGGAGGUUAUAGUCUUUACAAACCAACAUGGAAAACGGGACUCAAAGACUAUACUCCUGAAUAAUCAAAUACUCCAUUCUACCCUCUUGCUUUAAUAAGUUUAGGAUUUUUAUAUAUGGUCAACUUGAUGAAUAUUUGGUUAUGAUGUGAUUUUUAGGCUUUUUUCCCUUAACUUUAAAUGUAAGUAAAGGUUUUAGCUUUUCAUGCUGCUACAACCAAAAGCUAUGUUUCCUGAAUUAAUACUAGAAACAAAAGUGCUAA